AUGUCUGAACACAAACGGAGUAUAAGACCUGCUAAUAUUUUGAAUACAAAUAAUAAAACUGCAUUAGCGGAACAUUUCGAAGUUGAACAACAUGCCUUUGAUUUUGACAAUGUUGCUAUUUUGGGAAAGCAAAUUAAUUAUAAAAAAAGAUUAUUAAAUGAAAUGAUUGAAAUUAGAAAACACCCCUAUAAUAUUAACAAAAAGCAGGACGUUGAAGGUUUGAGUAUGGUAUACCAUAAUCUUUUAAAAACUAUACAACAUCCUACAUAG
Molecule: messenger RNA, 270 nt
Organism: Ceutorhynchus assimilis (cabbage seed weevil)
Lineage: Eukaryota; Metazoa; Arthropoda; Insecta; Coleoptera; Curculionidae
Source: the annotation of a GenBank genome assembly